Messenger RNA from Hydractinia symbiolongicarpus, 1701 nucleotides. RefSeq names its product lysosome-associated membrane glycoprotein 2-like. The transcript is spliced from 5 exons. Lineage: Eukaryota; Metazoa; Cnidaria; Hydrozoa; Anthoathecata; Hydractiniidae. Gene Ontology annotation, cellular component: membrane. The record is from RefSeq and is a predicted model, not a curated record. The coding region runs from base 136 to 1146 and encodes 336 amino acids.
UGUUUUUUCUGGAACUUAGGGCCAGCAUUGCGAUAGCGAAGACACACUGGAACAUUGAGGGAAAACUACCUAAUCUUGACUUCAUUUGAUUAUAUUUUUACUAAAACACAACACUGGUACUUUGAAUAAAUCAGAAUGAAGAUAUACUUUUUACUCAUUUUAAAUGUUGUUGGGGCUCUUGCAGGUAACAAAAACAGUACUACUUCAAUGCCGACUCCAACACCCACUUCAUCAACUGUGCAUCCAACACCCACUUCAUCAAACCCGACACCCACUUCAGGGCCAAAUUCAACAACACAUACUAGCAAAAUUUUCCAUUCAACUUCUUUAAUAACUUCACCAUCAACAUUAACAAUGCCGUCAUCAGUUUCCAUUCAUGCAAGCUCACAUUAUACCUCAGCUUUGCCAACUUCAAGUGCUGCUCCAACCCACCAACCUACUACAACUCCUAAACCAGACUCGCAUGUGAAUUUAACUCUUGCUGAUAAUGGCACUGAUUGCUUAAAAGUUGAAGGUGAUAUUUGGAUCGUUGUUGAGUAUAUGGAAGUGAAGACUAAGGUGUCACAGAAGUUCAAUUUAAAUAAUGUUAACGUACCAAAGAUUACCGGAAAGUGCUCUAAAAAUUUAUUCAAUGAAACCCAAUCUGCAUUUAUUAACGCAGUCUGGAAAGGCAACCUUGGUGCUGGAAAUGCCUCACAUCCAUCAAUGACAUUGAUGCUUAAAUUUUCCGGUGGCAGCUCUUGGCAUAUGAGCCAGGUGGAAGUGACCAUCAAUAAUCCAAAUAAAACGUAUUUAAACACUAGUAUAAAUUCCCUCAAAGGAUCUGUAAAUCUUAACUUGAACAAAAACGAUCCGUAUUUUCAAGCUGAGAAAGAUAAAGCGUACUCUUGUUCAACCGACAAAAUGAUUAAAUUAAACGGGACACACUCAUACAACAUUACUGUUGAUUUCAAGAAGGUGACGAUUCAACCAUUCCCUGGAAACGUAUCAACUCAAGUGUGCUCUGCUAAAACAAAAGAACCGGAACCGAACAGUAUUGUCCCCAUUGCUGUUGGAUGCGCGUUGGCUGGUCUCAUUGUCAUCGUGUUAAUUGCGUAUUUGAUUGGUCGAAGAAAAGGUAGCAAUCGUGGAUACCAGCAAGUGUAAAAACUUACUACUACAGGAAACUCUUUGAAGUGUUACGUAAACUGGCUUAUCAAGGGGAAAAAAGGACCAAAAAUAUAUGAGCCCUUUUUGUAUAAAAAAAAUAACCAUGGGAAAUAUUUUUAUUAUCGAUAAGUUUUUGACACUGACGAGGUCUUUUGGCAAAUUCUUUUUCAAAAAUUCUUGGAAAACGCUUUUUUGGUAAUUUGACGAUUCUUUCCAGGUAAUUAUAAGCCAUUUAUGUUUUGUUGUUUUGUAUCAUAAAGUUAAUUUUUUUUUCUUUUUUUUAAUGUAAUUUUAUAGAAUUCUAGAGUUGUUCAGACGAAUAUGUAAGUUUCUGUGUUGUGACCACACUAAAAAACUGUUUGAUAUAAACUGGUGUAACCAUCGACUGACUGAGACCUUACGGUUUCGUUUAAGCUUGUUGUCGGUACGAAAAUCUUGUACGUAAAUAAAGGGUUUGCUCUCUAUCUUUUUGUUGUGCCAGUUUAUAUAAACAGCUACUUAAUAUUAAUCGUCACUGUUUUUUCACGUGAUAAAAAAAUAUUUGAAAAAUUA